GAAAUUGACGCGGUGUAAAACAUGGAAACAGGUUCCGCUUAAAAACAAGGAUAUGUAAGAAUAAUAAUAUUGACAUUAAUAAUAAUAAUAAUAACAAUAAUGAUGAUGAUGACGAAUAAAUUUAUUUAUCGGAUAUAAAGGCAGUCAUAAUACCGUUUCGCAACACACCAGUCAUUGAUUAAAUCGUCUUGUUAUUAAUUAAAAAUGUGUUUAAAAAAUAUUUUAAUUUUUUCAAUAAUUUCGCUCGCCGAAAUUAAGGUCCAUUCGAUAAACUAUUAUUCCGGAACAUCGACAAUUUGCCACCAAAUUGGGGGGCGUAUGCGCUGUUUUUCCAACAAUAAUCCAAAUUAUAACAAUAUUAACGGCAACGGUAGCAUCGUCGUCACUAAAGACGAUAAUAAUGUCACAACAUGGAAUAUUAAUGACAUUAAUGAGGAGUAUACUAUUCAAAAUCAUGACAAUAACACGAAUAUCGUGAAUAUUAAUAACAACAAAAAGUCACUUAUUAUUGAAAAUAAUGUUAACAACACCAAUGAAGUUAAUAUUAAGAAUAUUAAUGACGUAACUAAAAUUAGUAAUUUUAAUAAUAACAACAAUACGAUAACUAUCGGAAGUAAUAGCAAUAGUAUUACUAUUAAUAGCAACAGUAACAAUUUGAACGAUAUUAAUAUCAAGAAAAAUAGUAAGAUCAUUAAUAUCCAAAACUAUAACAAUAAUUUAGAUGCGAUUAAUAUUGAAAAUGAUAGCGACCAAAUUAUUAUUAAAGAUAAUAGUAAUAAUAAUAAAGUAUUAACCGUCGGUAAAAACAGUAACGUUAUUUCUAUUACCAGCAAUAAUAAUAAUAAUAAUGAAAUAAAUAUUAAUAAUGACAAUAUUGGUAAUAUUACUAUUAGCAAUAAUAAUAAUAACGUUAAUUCGAUUUUUGUUAAAAAUAAUAAGGCUAUUAAUAUUCGUAAUAAUAAUAAUAAUGUUGUUACGAUCACGAUUAAUGCUAACAGUGAAUUGAUAACGAUUAAUAAUAAUAAGAAUAAUGUGCUUACUAUUAUUAUUAAUGGUGAUAGUAAGCUUAUUAUUAUUAAUAAUGGCAAGAAUAAUGUUAAUGAUAUAACUAUUAAAGGAAAAGAGGGUAAGGUUAUUAUUAAUGAGAGUAAUCAUAUUACUAAUGUUAAUACGAUUAAUGGUAAUAAUUACUAUGGAUGGACGGAUUAUUAAUUAAUGAUGUUAAUAAUAAAAUUUGUAACAAUGAGGAUUGAUGAUUAAUGAGUGAUUAAUGGCAGUUGGUUACAUUAAUUAGUUAUAAUUUUUGUUAGAUUGUAGAAUGAAGUUGUUAAUAAAUUAUUACUGAGAAAA
Molecule: messenger RNA, 1350 nt
Organism: Microplitis mediator
Lineage: Eukaryota; Metazoa; Arthropoda; Insecta; Hymenoptera; Braconidae
Exons: 2
Coding region: 205-1212 (335 amino acids)
Molecular function (GO): protein binding
Source: RefSeq, a predicted model, not a curated record